Molecule: messenger RNA, 942 nt
Organism: Drosophila miranda
Lineage: Eukaryota; Metazoa; Arthropoda; Insecta; Diptera; Drosophilidae
Exons: 2
Coding region: 12-827 (271 amino acids)
Molecular function (GO): zinc ion binding; nucleic acid binding
Source: RefSeq, a predicted model, not a curated record
CAGAGGUUGAAAUGUUAAAACUGCAAAUCGAGCUGCUGAAGCUGCAGAGCGAGAGGGAGAAGGAAGGGAGAGGAGAGAACACAACACCAGCCGCCAGCAAUGACGCUGGCGUCAUGUUGCUAAAUGCCGCCAAAGACAUGUUGCCAACAUAUCAUGGCAACAUUUCUGGAAACAACGAUGACGUCACAACUUGGAUCGCGCAGUUUAAGGCCGUCGCAAAAGUGAACAAACUGAAGGAUGAGAAGCUACUAAUGCUGCUAAUGUCGAAGCUUAAGGACAAAGCAUUGGUGUGGCUGCAUUCGAGUCCGGAGCACAUGUCGCUGCCAAUCGAUCAAUUGUUGAACGUCAUGGAAGACACUUUCUAUCCCAAGGAAAGCAAACUGUUGCUCCGUCGCAAGUUCGAGUCCCGUUCCUGGGCACGUGGCGAGGAGUUCUCGAUGUACUUCAACGCCAAAGUGUCGCUGGCAUCCCGCAUAGUCAUUGACGACGAGGAGUUUAUUGACGGAGUCAUCGAAGGUAUCCCAGAUGUAGGCCUGCGUAGGCAAGCCCACAUGCAGUGCUUUGGCGCUCCAUAUCAACUACUCAAGGCGUUCGAGAAGAUCAUGCUGCCAAAGAAGUACGGUUCAACUGAAGGGGCAAACACUGGAGCCUCGCCAACACCCAUUCGCUGCUACAACUGCAACUCUUUGGGCCACGUGGCAGGGGAGUGCCGCAAGCCCAAGCGCGAAAGAGGAGCGUGCUACGGAUGCGGCAGCAUGAGUCACCAGGUGUCACACUGUGACGAAAAGAAGUACAAGAGUGCCUCAUCGACUCAGGGAGCCCAAUAAGUUUUAUGAAGUUAUCGUGUCUAGAGCACCAGUCGGAAAAUAACCUAAAUAAAGUGGAAGAGCGCUCACGAUUAAGUUCGAACGAAAUCAAAGAAGAUGAUUUAAGUUUAUAUAA